Messenger RNA from Danio aesculapii, 671 nucleotides. It is a transcript of the gene ccl34b.9, whose product is annotated as chemokine (C-C motif) ligand 34b, duplicate 9. Gene Ontology annotation, biological process: immune response. The transcript has 5 exons. Gene Ontology annotation, cellular component: extracellular region. The record is from RefSeq and is a predicted model, not a curated record. Bases 79 to 441 code for a protein of 120 amino acids. Lineage: Eukaryota; Metazoa; Chordata; Actinopteri; Cypriniformes; Danionidae. Gene Ontology annotation, molecular function: chemokine activity.
AUACUUCCUUCUUCUAAGCAAAUAAAAAGCAAGAGUGGAUCAGAAGCUGUAGAUCAUCUGUGAAAUCAUUCAGCAAUCAUGCAUCUGUCCUCAGCUUCUCAUCAAAUGAUCAUUUCAUCUGCUUUGCUUUUGCUCCUGUGUGCUUCUGCAUCAGGAGAGUAUUUUACGCCGGUUAUGCACCCUGUUACCCCACCGGAAUUCUCUCCUAUGGACAUUAGAGAUAUAGUUUGCUGCAAGAAAUUUACAAGAAUGAAACCACAGAUCAAAAUAAAUAGCUGUUUCUUUGUUCAAGAAACAAGCAACUGUCUUAAGAGUGUGGUGUUAAUUGACAAAAUGAACAAGAUGCACUGCAUUUAUCCUAAAGCUUCAUGGCUCAGUGAAAGAAUAAAACAUCUAGAAGAGAUUGGAGUACAGUGUACAGUAUUUAAUAAAACAGAUUAGGAGUGGACAUCUUGAUCUUCACCAUGCAGCCACACCAGACGGAAAUUUAUCCAGUCAUGUUAUAUUGUACUACACAAUCCUGCUUUAAUAUGCAAACACACACGUUUCUGUGCUGAAAAAUAUGUUGAAUCUAUUGCACAAGCAAUGGGUUGCAGCCAUGUAGUCUAACUGUGGCUAUCACUUUGUCUUGUCUUAAAUUUUUUUAUUGUUAUUUUAUUAUUUUAAUGCGU